AAUGAUGGUUACGCCGCGCGUGGGUGGGAUGGCCGUGGGCAGGCUGUCUCUGCGUCGGCUUCAAGCAGCCUUCGGUUCCAUGGCUCAGCACCCACUCGAGGGCGCGCCCUCCUCCCGGGGGCCGCCCGCGGGGCGCGGACCCCGAAGGCUCUCCAUCGAAGGCAACAUUGCUGUGGGAAAGUCCACCUUUGUGAAGUUGCUCACCAGAACUUACCCCGAGUGGCAUGUAACUACAGAACCUGUAGCAACAUGGCAGAAUGUCCAGGCUGCUGGCACCCAACACGCCUGCGCUGCCCAAAGUCUCGGAAACUUACUGGACAUGAUGUACCAGGAGCCAGCACGAUGGUCCUAUACAUUCCAGACAUAUUCCUUUAUGAGCCGUCUGAAAGUACACCUGGAGCCCUUGCCUAAGAAACUCUUACAGGCCAAGAGGCCAGUGCAGGUCUUUGAGAGGUCUGUGUACAGUGACAGGUAUAUCUUUGCAAAGAAUCUUUUUGAAAAUGGUUCCAUCAGUGACAUCGAAUGGCAUAUCUAUCAGGACUGGCAUUCGUUUCUCCUGCGGGAGUUUGCCAGCCGGCUCACAUUACAUGGCUUCAUCUACCUUCAAGCUACUCCCCAGGUUUGUUUGCAGAGACUGUGCCACAGAGGCAGGGAGGAAGAGAAAGGAAUUGAACUGGCCUAUCUUGAGCAGCUUCACAGUCAACAUGAAGCGUGGUUUAUUCACAGGACAACCAAGCUGCACUUUGAGUCUCUGCAAAGCAUUCCAGUGCUGGUGUUAGAUGUCAAUGAUGAUUUUUCUGAAGACUUAACUAAGCAAGAAGAACUCAUGAGAAAGGUAAAUAGCUUUAUAAAGAAUCUGUAAUGAAAACCAACAUUAGCUCUGUGAUCUGGACACUAUGAUCUUCUAAAGCUAGAGAAAUAUUGCGUCUCCCUUCCACCUACCUUUGCAUCCCCAGCGCCUUUUACCCUCAAGCACUCUGACGUGCAGGAGACAGCUUCUGUUGCCUUUGGUUUUACCGUUGCGUCUUUUAUAUCUCAAGGACUUUGACAAUAAAGUUUUUUUCCCUCUU
Ochotona curzoniae (black-lipped pika) is the source of this 1070-nucleotide messenger RNA. RefSeq names its product deoxyguanosine kinase (gene DGUOK). The transcript has 7 exons. Gene Ontology annotation, molecular function: ATP binding; deoxyguanosine kinase activity. Gene Ontology annotation, biological process: nucleobase-containing compound metabolic process. The coding region runs from base 2 to 862 and encodes 286 amino acids. Gene Ontology annotation, cellular component: cytoplasm; mitochondrion. NCBI's taxonomy places the organism in Eukaryota, Metazoa, Chordata, Mammalia, Lagomorpha, Ochotonidae. The record is from RefSeq and is a predicted model, not a curated record.